AUGGCGUCCUCUCUUCUGGUCACUACUCCAGAUCUCACUCCUCCCGAGUACAAGAGUCAAUGGAAACCUAUAGUGGAAGAUUCGGAAACCAAGAGUUACUCGUAUUAUUUGCCGUACUCGACAACCUCGACCACCAAUAACUUUGCGACGCGGGAACAAUUGGAUCGUUGGUUUCAUACCCUUUCCAGCUUGGAGGACGACGAGACAGCUUGGUCGGAUGCCCACUACCAGGGAGAACUACUACUGCGCAAAACUGCCUGGGUUGUCCUGGACGACCGCUGUACCUGCGAAUACGGAUAUUCCGAUACCUGGCAACCCAUUUCCAAAUCUCAAGCCUUGCAACUUGUCGUGCAAGAAAUUACCGCGGCCGUCACGGCAUGUUGCGGCGGUUGUGCCACUAGCAUCAAUUCCUGCAAUCUCAAUUAUUAUCCCCAAGGAGGAGGUGUGGGAUUUCACGCCGACGACGAAUUUCUCUUUGACGGACGACGACGACCCACCCGCAUCAUUUCCUUGUCACUAGGGGCGGCACCCUCCAACAACUCGAGUAACAAGGAUUGGGGCGCACGGAAAUUCCUCAUUCGACCACAAAAGGAUACUCCCGAAGACGACGUGCAAGAUCAGUACCACGAUGUCCAACACGAAAUUAUGUUGCGCCAUGGAGAUCUCUUGACCAUGGAAGGCAUGUUCCAGAAUCAUUAUUUUCACUCGGUCUGGCCAGGGGAUAGCAAAGCCUACCAGGAUCAUCAUCCAUGGACGCAAGGAGAACGCAUCAAUCUGACCUGGCGGACCAUUGUACAGCAUUUGGAUGGAUCCAAAGAAGAAUGUCGUGGUAUCAAGUGUCCGCUGUCGACCACCAACAACCAACUUGGAUGA
Molecule: messenger RNA, 873 nt
Organism: Seminavis robusta
Lineage: Eukaryota; Bacillariophyta; Bacillariophyceae; Naviculales; Naviculaceae
Source: the annotation of a GenBank genome assembly